Apus apus (common swift) is the source of this 2410-nucleotide messenger RNA. It is a transcript of the gene AKAP7, whose product is annotated as A-kinase anchoring protein 7. The record is from RefSeq and is a predicted model, not a curated record. Gene Ontology annotation, molecular function: protein kinase A regulatory subunit binding. NCBI's taxonomy places the organism in Eukaryota, Metazoa, Chordata, Aves, Apodiformes, Apodidae. Gene Ontology annotation, cellular component: cytosol. The coding region runs from base 109 to 1338 and encodes 409 amino acids. The transcript has 8 exons.
CCCGUCCCGCUGCGCUCCGCGCUCCCCCCGCCGUGUGCCCGAGGGGCGCGGCGGCUGCGCGGGACCCUUUCCCCCCGCGGUUUCCCGCCGUGCCAGCCCUAACUGGGCAUGCUGGGGCUGCUGCGGCGGCGGCUUCUCCCCGUUCUCGCCUCCCCGCGGGCGGCGGCCGGCGCUCUCCUGGCCCGGCGGGCUGUGCCAGCGCUCCCGCGCCUCAUGGCGCUGAGACCGGCGGCGGGAGGGGGCACUGACGGCGGGGACCCCUUCCGCGCAGCCGGCGCGACCGCGGAGCACGAUGCUCUGGAAAAUGUACAGCAAAAGAAAAUCUUGAAGAAGAGCAAGAAAAUGACACAACAGAGGAAAGAGCCAUGUCCUGCUGGUUCGGUAGAAUCUCUGAUGGUGGAAAUGCCAUUUGUCGACACAGAUAUUGAAGAUGAAUUUUCUAUGCAUGCAACCUCUGAAAUAAAUAUAAAAAAGAAAAGAAAGAGGACUACUGGAGGGGGAACUGAAGAAGGCAGUGAGAAAAAGAAGAAAAAGAAAAAACAGCAUAAGCCAAAUUAUUUCAUUUCUCUUCCAAUUACUAAUCCAGAGAUUACUGGCAGUGUUCGGGCUGUCCAAGAUGCAAUAGUACAACAGGAUCAAAGGCUUUCCAAAGCAAUGGUUCGCCCUGGCUCACUGCAUGUCACCAUGUUAGUGAUGCAUUUAUCCAAUGAAGAAGAAAUUAGCAUAGCAGUUGGUGCUCUUUUAGACAGCAAGGAUUUUGUAGAAGAUAUCCUGAAAGGAAGAACUGUGGAUUUGUCAUUUCAAGGAAUUGAUCACUUCAGAAAUCAAGUUGGAUUUGUGAAGUUGGCAGAAAAUGAUCAUACAAAUGUACUUAAAGAAAUAGCAGAGACCAUGAAGAAGAUAUUUCAAGAAAAAGGCAUCUUGGCAGGAGAAGACAGAGCUUUUAACCCACAUCUGACCUUUAUGAAGUUGUCAAAAUCACCAGAGCUACGUAAGCAGGUGAAAAAAAUUGACUCAUGCCUGUAUGAAGAUUUUAAAAGCCAUUAUUUUGGAGAUGAAACUUUGCAGCGCCUAGAUCUUUGCUCUAUGUUGAAAAAAAAGCAACCAAAUGGUUACUACUACUGUGAGUCCUCUAUUGUUUUUGGAAAGAGCCAUGAAGCAGACUUAAUAAAGGAAGCUUUGCACAGAGAAACACAGGCCCUGCUAUCCAGACUGAAUCAGAUAAAGGAACUGUUAUCCACUCCCGAGAUCCGAACAAAAAUUAGCAAAGAACUGUUUGAAGACAACUUUAACAGUAAAUGGAAAAGAUGUAUUGACUGUGCAUCUCCGGAUGCAUGAUUGUGAAUUGCCCUAAUGUGAAGUCUCAACAGGUUGUUUAAAGACAAAAAAAAAAAAAAUCACUCAAGAAAUUUUCCUUUUUUGUUUUACUAAAAAUAUGAAUGGGUGUAAAUGGUUCAUGAGGAAUCAUGAUAAAAUAUUUGGACAGAAAGAUUACAUACCAUAAUGAUGAAGUACAGCCACUCCUAAGUACUGCUUUGAAACUGCUUGAAUGUGCAGGUAUAUGUCAUGACUCCAAAAUGGAAAAAUAUUGGUUUCAAAUAAAUUUGAGCAAAUGCUCUGCCCUCCCUUUAUCAUGGCAAGUAAUUUGUAUUUGUCUUACAGAUCCCUUCACUAGAAAUGAUGUACAAAUAUUUUAAAAAUUGAUGCUUUUAAAUACUUUUAAAUGGAUAUUUGAAAAAAAAUCUUUUAAUUAUUUGCCUUUUGGAUAUGUACUGGCAUUUUGGGUAAGCACUGUCUGUUUUUUAUUUUUUUUUUUAAACAGCACUUGAAUACUUGUAUAGAUGCUGACAUGUUUCUGCUAAGGUUUACACUAAUGCAAGAAUGUUCUAAAUUUCAGAAUGAAAUUCAGGCUCCACUGAUGCCAAUGGCAGAUUCUUAUUGGCUUUAAUGGAGUCGGGAUGCUGCAAUUAAGAUUUCUCAUGCAAAUAAUAAUAUUCCUUGAAAAAAUACUUGCCUUUUUACUUUUGUAGAGCAGUGGGUUUGUCUUUUGUUUUUGGUGUUUCCUCCAUCUCUACCUUCUGCUGCUUGAGAUGGGGUGUCAGUUUGCUCUCAUUGUUCUCUUACACGCCUGUAAGAUUCACUGAAGCUUUGGAUGUGCAACAAUGCAGGAGUAGGCCAAAUAUUUGCAUUUUUUAUAAACAUUGUUUAAAAUUGCCUCUGAUCGUAAAAGCUAUAUAAUGUAUGUUGUGAUUGGUAUCAGAAUUGUUCUGUUAGAACAGCUGUGUGCAUAUUCUUCAUUGGUCUCAAGCACUGGUCAUUUAUCUUGUGUCAGAGCUCAUUUUUUUCUCGUUUGGUAUAUAACAGUAUAUUCUGAAAUGCGUCUCAUAAUAAAUGCCAUGUUCACAGUAAA